AUGCUUGUGUGGAGGCAUGGAUCUACACUACAACCAAGCAAAUGCCCCUUGUGUCGUCGUCCAAUUAGUUUGCUUGUUCCUUCAGAGGACACAAUCAGAGACCGUAAUGACUCUUUGGUUGCUGAGGUUCUUGCUAAUCUUGAAACGUAUAACCGACUCUUUGGCGGCCGUUCAAGUAGUUUAGUUCAGAAGAUGCAAGAUCUUCCCUUCUUACUCCGCAGGUUGUUGCGGGAAAUGAUGGAUCCGCAAAGAACGAUUCCGCUUGUGAUCAGGGCUCGAGUCUAUAUCGCAGGUAAGUUCGACAUUAUUCAUAUAACUUUGAUCUCUCUGUAUUGGAUGGGUUGA
Microthlaspi erraticum is the source of this 345-nucleotide messenger RNA. NCBI's taxonomy places the organism in Eukaryota, Viridiplantae, Streptophyta, Magnoliopsida, Brassicales, Brassicaceae. The record is from the annotation of a GenBank genome assembly.